UGUGUCAGACUGAAGUGUGACUAAAGCACAGUUGUUUUUCAGGUAAACUCAGGGGGAAUCUGGCCCGCAUGGAGCCUUUCUUUUGUGCUCAGUGCAGAACUGACUUCACACCUCAUUGGAAACAAGAAAAGAGUGGGCGGAUCCUCUGUGAGCAGUGCAUGACAUCCAAUCAGAAGAAGGCUCUGAAGGCCGAGCACACCAACAGGCUGAAGAACGCCUUCGUGAAGGCGCUGCAGCAGGAGCAGGAGAUUGAACAGAGGCUUCAGCAGCAAGCAGCCCUGUCCCCCAGCUCAGCCCCUUCUGGCCCCAACGCCUCCAAGACUGACACCAUGAUCCGACAUCACGCUCUGCGCCAGGCUCCUCAGCCUCAGGCGUCCCUGCAGCGAGGACUGUCUAACUCUGCGCGGGGUGUCCUCUCCAACUUUGCUCAAGCCUCUCAGCUGUCGGUAGCCAGCAGCCUGAUGGGAAUGACCAGUGCAAAGCACUGUGGAAACAGCAGCAGCAACAGACUGCAACACGACGGCCGGCGGCAGAUCUACAACAUACCAGGGCUAAAUAUUGCCUAUUUGAACCCAGCCACCGUUGGAACCCAGAAGAGUUCUAGUUUGGCAGACCGGCAGAGGGAGUACCUGUUGGACAUGAUCCCACCCCGGUCCAUAUCGCAGUCCAUCAGUGGACAGAAAUAAGCUCCGCCUACUCCACACCGAAGCACUCCCAGAUCAGCCGUUAUGACCACCCCCCAUCGCAUGCAGUGCCUGUCCGUGUGCCGACCUUAACUCCUCCAGACCCAGACUAGACGCUCCACGCUUCUCACCUUCUUACUCCACGUGGAAUCAACGUAACAGUUUGGGUUCCCAUGGUUAUGGUCAUUGGUAGCACUGUCCCCCCCUUUCUUUCCUGACCCUAAUUGUGUUUUUGUGUCUGACCAGCAGGUUGUGAUUUUUUUUCUUCACUUUAAAAUGCCGUAGAACAAAAGAUCUGCGUUCUGGUUGCUAUGCAACACCAUGUUUCAAGAGUUUGCUAAACUGACAUUAGAACAUGCAGAUGUCAGUCUGCUGCUGAGCCACUUCACAGAGCUGAUGUCAUGCUCCAGUCCAUGACACCACCUCUGACAUUGUCCUGAUCCUUCAGCAGGCCGCCUGUACAGACUCCAGGACGACCCAGGGUGGACCCAGUGUCCACUCCUGGUUUCUUCCCAUGUCAAGGACCCAGGAUGCAGUCUUUUUACCCAGCAGCCCCUCUUGUUGUCUCUGGAAAUGGCGUAUCAUCUUUUGUGUGACCAAAAUGUAGAUCCUGGACUUGGAGACCUGGUUGCCUGUGGCCCGGAUUCCCAGCUUGUGGGGUAUUUUUUGUUUUUGUUGUGUUUUUGCGGCGUCUCCCAGAGAACGGAGGUGAACCUGAGAGGUUUGAGCCCCUGGAGACGAUAAUAACGAGCAAAGCUGAAACUGAAAUUCUUUGUGUGGAUGAUGUAUAGACAUGGGAAGUGGAUUUGAUGUUUGACAGGAAGUGUAUCAAUCAGUGUGUGCCGCUGUGCACACGGGUCGCCUCACUCCACAGGAGCACUUUGAAUUUUUCCACUUGGAAAAACUUUUAAUUUUUAAGGAGAAUGUUACAAUCC
This is a messenger RNA of Thalassophryne amazonica, 1618 nucleotides long. RefSeq names its product transcriptional repressor p66-beta-like. Lineage: Eukaryota; Metazoa; Chordata; Actinopteri; Batrachoidiformes; Batrachoididae. Gene Ontology annotation, molecular function: sequence-specific DNA binding; zinc ion binding. Bases 69 to 686 code for a protein of 205 amino acids. The transcript is spliced from 4 exons. Gene Ontology annotation, cellular component: NuRD complex. The record is from RefSeq and is a predicted model, not a curated record. Gene Ontology annotation, biological process: negative regulation of transcription by RNA polymerase II.